AUGAGUGAAGGGAAACAAAUCUAUAUUGAUCCUCAAUAUUUACCUCCAGAAUAUGGUGGGAAUGAAGGCCCCGACUAUGCUUUAGACGAGGACGACUAUGCUUUAGAAGGGGAGGAGGACAAUGCUUCAGCAGUGGAAGACAGAACUAAUGAGAUUUUGGAAGAUUUGAAUAUCACUCAUUAUGACAAUGUUGAUAAAAUUCUAAACCAGCCUGAAAUGACACCCCAAAAGACAGGAUCCUACCUCAAUAAGGUAAUAGCUACUGCAAACGUUCGGAGAAACCAGUUGAAGGUUUACAAGGCACGAGUUAGACAGGCAUAUAAUAAGGGUACCAUAGGAGGAGUAGAAAGGGCCCGGUAAAAUAAAAGAAUAGAUAAUACAAGGGUUGUGUUAAACGAAUAUUUCAAUUAUCAUGAGAACUGGGCUAAGCAGAUUAAAGGUUCAGGAAUGAGAAAAAGUAGAGGUGGGAGUGUGAUGUUCUUCAAUAACCCCAAGCAAUUGCUCAAAAAGUUACAACUAAUUAUCGGUGAAAUAAUGGCUGGUAAUACAUCAAUUGAUAUGCGCAAUAUGGGAGUUUCAAUACUGGACACUCUUCUGAGAACUUCAACGAUCAACAAAAGCCAGCAUAAUAAACUGUAUAAGCAACACUUUAUCUAACUACUAUACAUAGAUGGAACGAGAAAUAGUUUUAUCCUCCUACUCGGUUAAAAACGAGGGUAGUAACAAGCCUGGAAACUUUGUUACCAAAUUCAUAAAGCCAAUAGUCUUAGACAAUAAUCAUGAGUAUGCUAUUGACCUCAACAGAAUAAUCAACAUGAGCUUCACCUGGUUCAAUAUAAAUACUGGGUAUGAUAAUCAGCUUGUCCCGUUCAGAAGCGAUUCAGGAACUAAUUUCACAAAUAUAUCAUUUCCGCCAGGUGUGUGGAAUUACAGUGAUUUCAAUUCAUACAUCAAACAGAAGACGGUUAUAAAAUCACCUGGUAAAGACGAUGAGUACCCCAUCACUCUUACAUUUGAUGAGACAAUCUUUAAAGUGACAAUUAUACUGAAGACUAACUACCAGCUUGAUCUGACUAAAUCCAGUUUUUAUGAGCUGAUUGGAUUUGAUAAAAAAGUUCUCACGGCUGGGAGCAAUGUAGGCGCAAAAAGUGCCAAAUCCUUGUCAAGACACUGAUAUAUUGAACAUUCAUUGUAACCUGGUAAAUGAUAGUCUUUUUGAUGGAGAAGAAAGUGACACUAUUCACAGCUUUAGUACAAGCGUCGUAAGACCAUCAUACAGCUUUACUCUUGAGCCAAGAAGAAUCACAUACAAUCCGAUUAAUAAACAAACUAUCAGCUCUAUUAGAAGGUAUAUCACAGAUGGCAAAAGACGGGUCGUGGAUUUAAACGGAGCUGAUACUUCAUUGGGCAUCAUUCUGAGACGAAGAGUAGCCUAAUUUUGUAUAACAUUAUAAUAUAGAUAAAACCAUAUGAAUUUACGAGAUUUUUUCACCCGAGGCUGGGUAGAUUUAUGUAUAAGCAUAAAGGAAACGGCAUCAUGGUAGAUAAUAUUCUCAAACCAAUGAGAAAAGUUGCAUCUUCAGUAGCCGAACCAGUUGUCAAACCAUUUGCUAAAAAAGCACUGCAAUCCAGUAUUUCCCAUGCUGGUGAUAAAUUGGGUAAAACAGCUGCUGAAAAAGGUGGUGAUUUUAUCAUGAAAAAGCUGGCUGGUAAAUUCAAUAGACCAUCAGUUGGAACUAAACCGUCUACACCAAGAUCUGUAAGACGCAAACAGGAAUCAACAGACAUGGCAAUAAACCGUUUGAUAUCUGGAUCAGGAAUAAAAAGAAUGAGGCGUAAAAUAGUGUAACCUAAAAAUAUAGAUGGCUUUUAGAUGAAGAUUGCUCACCCAGGCAAAUAAUGAUAACGGCAGCAGAGGAGCUAAAGAUGUCAAUGUCAUCAUCCCAAUGAACAGAUACGCGUUUUUUGAAGAGCUGGAAGACGAAAAGUUAGUUCCCAUGCAACUGCAGUUUAACAUAGAAUUGAAUAAUGAUGAUGAAUUGAUACAUAAGGCCUACGGUGCUGAUGCUGGCCGUAUUGUUGUCAACAGAUUCCUCCUGUGGAUUGCAAAGUUAACCCCAAAAGACAGCAUGUAUGACAGAUUCGUAAGCUCAUUUUUAAAAGAAACACAGUGGAAAUACAUGAGAGAAUUGUACGAGGUUUCAGUGCCAACUCAAGCAAGUAGAUAUUUCCAAAUAUCUGCUAGUAUCGAUAAUGUAAAGCAUAUUUUCGUUUACCUGAAAAAUUCUUACAGAGAUAACAAUGGCGAUAGACAUGCUGAACUUAGUCCAUAUCUGAUGAAUACUUUUUCACUACCAGGAGGGGCAUCUCUGAGCAAUUGCAGGUUAGAAUAUGGUAAUGGCAUCUUCUACCCAGAAACUGAGUAUGAUAGUGACAGUAAAGUCGGAAUAUUCAACGAUCUGAUGGCAUAUGCUAUGAGAAAGAAUGAUAUCAAUACUAGCACACAACUGAAUCUAGCAAAUUACAACAGUCUGUUCCCAUUGAUUUAUUUUGAUCUGAAUUACCAAACAGAGAAAGUAACAAGAGAUCCCAAGCAAUUAAUAUUUAGAUACAGAUUAUCAGCCAACGCGGGUGAGAAUUUUGCUGUACAUGCUGUUGUUCUUUAUGAAGAGAUCCUGAAAAUUGAUAAGAUUGGUAAUGAACUUGCAAUUGUGUAA
Messenger RNA from Porites lobata, 2717 nucleotides. Lineage: Eukaryota; Metazoa; Cnidaria; Anthozoa; Scleractinia; Poritidae. The record is from the annotation of a GenBank genome assembly.